Molecule: messenger RNA, 2071 nt
Organism: Aspergillus alliaceus
Lineage: Eukaryota; Fungi; Ascomycota; Eurotiomycetes; Eurotiales; Aspergillaceae
Product: M14 family metallopeptidase
Exons: 2
Coding region: 59-1864 (601 amino acids)
Biological process (GO): proteolysis
Molecular function (GO): metallocarboxypeptidase activity; zinc ion binding
Source: RefSeq, a predicted model, not a curated record
UAUAGAGCCCGCGAUGAAGCUCAUGAUAUAGCCUUUUAGUAAUCCGAUCCUCAACGAAAUGAAUUUUCUCUUAUCUAUCAUUAUUCUAGUCGCUUCGGCUGUUACUCUAACAGUAGCCGUUCCGGCUGGCUCCAGUAUCACUCCGCCGCCGCCCAUUGAGCCGGUUCAACUCCUGUCCUCACAGCCGUUCGAUACUAGACGACCAUGGACCAGAGUAAGAGACUGGAUAAUUGAGAUGAUCUGGGACCUCCCAAAGCCACUCUCCCAUCGGCUCCCUUUGAAGGAUGUUUCGCAUGAUCGGUCUCCCCCUUCCCGGGUUCAGGCGCGGUACGGCAGCGAUGUGGUUUUGCGGUUUCGUGUGCGCAAUGACAAAGAGGCCGAGGCAUUAGAGCAGGCAACGGAGAUCCUCUUUCUCGAUGUUUGGGCUUCCGCCUCUGAUUUUGUUGACGUUCGGCUGGCUGAAGAAGUCAUCCCCUCAUUGUUAGGCCUCUUACCAGACUCCCUUCGCACAGCUUAUACUCCACUCAUUGACAACCUGGCCGAGUUGAUAUAUACAACUUAUCCAACUCGACGACCCAUAGGGCUCGAGGGACAGACCGGAUUCCGCCCCUCUGUCCGGCAGUCAGACCAGAUCGGGGACCUCUUUUUCCACGAUUAUCAGCCAUUGUCUGUCAUCGUCCCGUGGAUGCGCCUGAUGGCCUCUAUGUUCCCAUCGCAUGUUCGCAUGAUUAACGUGGGGGUUUCGUACGAGGGCCGAGAGAUCCCUGCGUUCCGACUCGGUGUUGGAAGCAACAAAGCCCAGUCUGCGCCACGUCGAACCAUUGUCAUUGUUGGGGGCAGCCAUGCGCGAGAAUGGAUCAGCACAUCCACAGUAACCUACGUCGCUUCGAACCUAAUUACCAACUUUGGUAGAUCCAAGGGCGUCACUCGCCUGCUGGAAGACUUUGACGUCAUUCUUGUACCAACCAUCAACCCCGACGGAUACGUCUAUACGUGGGAGGUCGAUCGCCUAUGGCGCAAAAAUAGACAACGCACCAGUCUCCGAUUCUGCCCGGGAAUCGAUAUAGAUCGAUCCUGGAACUUCGAGUGGGAUGGCGAGCGAACCCGCUCCAACCCCUGUUCGGAGAACUACGCAGGUGAUGAGCCAUUCGAGGGACUCGAAGCCGCGCAAUUCGCGCAAUGGGCCCUGAACGAAACACAGAACAAUAACGCCGAAAUUGUGGGCUUCCUCGACCUCCACUCCUACUCCCAGCAAGUCCUCUACCCAUUCUCCUUCUCCUGCUCCGCCGUCCCACCCACCCUCGAAACCCUCGAAGAGCUGGGCAUGGGCUUCGCCAAAAUCAUCCGCCAGACAACCCACGAGAUCUACGACGUCACCUCCGCCUGCGAGGGAACGGUCACAGCCAUGAACAAAGACUCCACCAAGACUUUCUUCCCCAUCGGCGGUACAUCCGGCGGCAGCGCCCUAGACUGGUUCUACCACACACUCCACGCCCUUUACGCAUACCAAAUCAAGCUGCGCGACCGAGGAAGCUACGGCUUCCUCGUUCCAUCAGAGCACAUCAUCCCAACGGGCAAAGAGAUCUACAACGUCGUCCUAAAGUUAGGCGAAUUCCUUGUCAAAGAAGCCGCCGCCCCAGCAGACAAAGCAGACAUAAACUGGGAAUCCGACCUCCUAAUUGAUAAUGACUCCGUUGCUCCGCUAUCAGGUUCCGAGCCAACAUCAGUCGAUCAAAACGAGCCAGUCUCGAAUUUAAAAACUACAUCUAUACCCUCCUCAGAAGAACAAGAUAAUGAUUGGGAGCCAUUCGAUCUAGACGACGACGAAGAAGGACAUUCCUGGGAACUUCGACGACGGAGAUGAUGGAUGGUUCAUGCUUUACAUAUAGUUAUUGAAGUAUUGGGUCCACUUCUGCACCGUUCUAUUGUUUAUUCUUGGUGCUUUUUGUGCUCUACUUUUAUUCUUUCUUUUUAAUUAUCAAUACUUGAUGAAUUAAUGAUUAAUGAGUCAGAUUUUUUAGAGUUGGAAAUCUUGGGAAACUGUACCUAGUCUUUGUAGUUAUGCUUAUGA